UAUCUUUUGGGUUCUACGGGUUAUUUUACGGGUUCCAAAAAAGGUGAAUAUUUUGUUUUAUUAUAAGAAUUUUAUUUUAUCACAUUACAAAAUCGACUAUUCAGGAAUAAUCGAAUCGGUCUGACAGGAUAAAUAAAAAGAACUCUAUUUGACAGAUUGUCACUGUCAUUAACAGUUUUUGACACCUGACACUAGCUCUUACUCGCUAUGCGUUAUCAUUGCUUAUCACUUUACCAGUUGUUGUCAAAAUAAAAUACCGUAAAAUUAUUAUUUUUUAAGUUCGUUCAAACUUUAUUUUAAGUAUUGUUGAUUCUAAUGACAAGGUAAAUAAUGUAGCGAAAAUGUCCUCUACCGUUAGAAUAUUAAUACCAAUUUUCCCACUAGAUUCCAAGGAAAUCUUUUUCAAGGGAUAUAUUACUACUUCUAAUGAUAAUAAUGUAACUAUUUAUAUAACGAAAUAUGCUAAUAGUGAUAUUGUGUGGCCUGCGAAACAACGAGAAAACGAAAUAUAUGGAUAUUGCGGCGAAUACUUGCCGAAAAAAGUUUCAAAUAGAUUUUCAAAUUUUCUUGAUAUAGAGCAAAAUACAACAUUAAAAAUUAACAAAAUACAAUUAAAUGGAAAGCAAGUCAUCACUACUACUAGUUGUAUUCUUAUGUUGUAUGAUUAUAACAGUAUUAAAGACUCUCAAGCAAUAACUGAUUCAAAAAAUAGUUAUUUUACAAAAUUAGUGAAUUUAAUACAAGAAGAACAUGGACUAGUUAAUAAGGAUGAUACUAAUAUUAGUAACCAGCAGUGGCUGGCUUCUUCCAUGUUUCUGCAACAUAUUUGUAACUAUUGGAGAUUACUUAGAUGGCUAAUAUCAACUCUCCGGAGAGACAAAAAAGUGGCUGUGAAACAAGGUAAUUUAAUUCUAGCUAUAGUUAUGGACAUAAUCUUAGGAUAUAUUGCCCUGCAAUGGCUAUCGCAAGACAAAAGAGAUAUUAGCAUAGGGCUCAUGGGAGUUUUAGAGAAAUUAAUUAAUUCUCUUUACUCUCUUCUAAAAUGGCUUAUGGGUGCUCCAGUUGGAUUAAAACUAAAUAAUGCCUUUAACAAAAUGCUGGGAAAAUAUUUUUCUUAUCAUGUGCAACUAUGGUGGUUGUUUCUAGAUGUGUCUGGAGAGAAACUGUAUAUCAUACUGGACAUAUACCACUACAUAGGAUAUUUAGGAUUUACAUUUCAAACUGCUAUAGUGUCUGAUUUAAUAUGCAUUGCAACAUUCCAUUCAUAUUGCAUUUAUGUGUAUGCAGCCAGGCUAUUUAAUAUACAGAUAUCUGGACUAAUAGCAUUACUCAGACUGUUCGUUGGAAGAAAAUACAAUCCACUGCGAGGUGGCAUUGACUCCUGUGAAUACACAAACCAGGAACUUUUUGUAGGCACUGUGGCAUUUACUAUAUUGUUACUGUUAUUGCCUACCACAACUCUUUAUUACAUAGUAUUUACUGUGUUUAGAGUGUUAUCUCUCAUUGUGCAGCACUUAUUAGCUAAAAUAAUCUAUGCAAUACAGACAUCACCACUGUAUGUAGUGACCCUAUGGGUGAUUAAUUCACCAAAAGUUAUAGGUAAAAUACUCAUAGAAGUAAUAAACCAAGAAGAGAAUUCUCCCUUGGUGCUCCGAAUACAAUUACUUAAAAAAUCGAUUCCAGCAUUGUUAAAAAUAUUUAAACCACCUGUUCAUAUUCUUAACAAAGUUGAAUGGGGGAACCUACUUUCUAAUGUGCUUGUUGGGAAACAAAUUGUUUGA
Molecule: messenger RNA, 1781 nt
Organism: Spodoptera frugiperda (fall armyworm)
Lineage: Eukaryota; Metazoa; Arthropoda; Insecta; Lepidoptera; Noctuidae
Product: phosphatidylinositol N-acetylglucosaminyltransferase subunit Q-like
Exons: 7
Coding region: 342-1781 (479 amino acids)
Biological process (GO): GPI anchor biosynthetic process
Cellular component (GO): endoplasmic reticulum; membrane
Source: RefSeq, a predicted model, not a curated record